Molecule: messenger RNA, 3378 nt
Organism: Brassica napus (rape)
Lineage: Eukaryota; Viridiplantae; Streptophyta; Magnoliopsida; Brassicales; Brassicaceae
Product: GDSL esterase/lipase At3g14820
Exons: 6
Coding region: 1-1050 (349 amino acids)
Biological process (GO): lipid metabolic process
Cellular component (GO): extracellular region
Molecular function (GO): lipase activity
Source: RefSeq, a predicted model, not a curated record
AUGGAUCUGCGGUUUCUAUGUUCUCUUUUGUUGUUUUUUGUCGCAGAAGUGACCACAACCAAGACCAAAGGGAACACAACAGUUCCGGCAUUAAUAGUAUUAGGAGAUUCGAUAAUGGAUACUGGAAAUAAUAAUGACAUUCCAACUCUUCUAAAGUCUAACUUUCCUCCUUAUGGGAAAGAGUUUCCUGGUGGCAUUCCUACCGGUAGAUUUUCAGAUGGAAAAGUUCCAUCAGACAUCAUUGCGAAUACAUUGGGGAUAGCAAAGACGAUACCACCAUACUUAGGCUCAAAACUAAAGCCAAAUGAUCUUCUUAAGGGUGUAAUAUUUGCUUCUGGAGGUUCCGGUUAUGAUCCAUUAACAUCUAAACUAUUGUCUAUAAUACCAAUGUCAGAUCAACUCCAAUAUUUUCAAGAAUAUUUGUCAAAAAUUAAGCAACACUUUGGAGAAGAAAAGGUUAAGUUUAUAUUGGAGAAAAGUGUGUUUCUAGUGGUCGCUAGCAGUAAUGAUCUCGGCGAGACUUAUUGGGCUCGAUCGCUUGAAUACAGUCGUAACGCAUACGCUGAAUAUUUGGCAUACUUGGCUUCAGAGUUUAUCAAAAAACUAUCUGGACUCGGAGCGAAAAAAAUAGGAGUGUUUAGCGCAGUUCCAGUUGGAUGCGUGCCUGCACAAAGAACACUCUUUGGAGGUUUCAAAAGAGAAUGUUAUGAAACUUUGAACAAAAUGGCAAUUCAUUUCAACUCAAAGUUAUCAUCUAGUAUGGAUGCUCUGCAGAAACAGUUGCCCAGUAAACUAGUAUAUAUUGACAUUUACGAAACUCUUCAUGACAUCAUGAAAAACUCUUCGAAAUACGGGUUUAAAGUGGCAGAUAAAGGAUGUUGCGGUACAGGAAGAAUUGCGUUAGCUGUAUUGUGCAACAAACUUACUCCUUUCACGUGUUCGGAUCCAUCGACUCAUGUGUUCUUUGACUCUUAUCAUCCAACUGAAAAAGCUUACCAAAUUAUCACUGAUAAAUUGAUGAAAAAAUACCAGAAGCACCUUAGCAACUGAAUAUGUUCAGUCAUGUGGUGAUAUUAGUCUGAUGAAUGUUCUUUUAUAUCUUUUCUACAGUAAGGAUGUAAUUCAACCAAAGUGUUUUUUUUUUUUAAUUUGAUUUAUGAUCACAAUGAUUUACAAUGAUUUCUUCUAUCUCAGCCGACUUUUUAUGCCGACUAUCUAACUAUAUGGCUUAUCUUUUGCGAUGUAAUGUUAAACCAUGUUUUGGGUAACGACGUAACUUACAGACGUGAGCUUAUGAGACGUUGGAGUUGUGUGUUGUUUUGGAUGUUUGCCCUAAUAAAAUAGUUCAUUCCUUUUCUAAAGUAAGAUUUUCUAAAGUUUAUUCUUGUUCCACAAAAAUAUAUUUCUAUACUUUUAAAAUAUUUUGUAUAUUUUCGAGAAAAAUUAAUUGUGAAUAUUUAAAUUGAUUAAAUUUUAUUGGUGAAUAGUUAUUAGAAAGUAUACAAAAAUAAAUUGUAAAUAUUUAUUAUAUUCUUAAUAAACGUGAAAACUGUAGAAAAUCUUACUUACGAAAACGGAAUGAUUAUGGGUCCGAUUGGUAAUGGCUGUAGCUUUAAAUAUUUUGCUGUAGAAAAAAAUCUGUAGACUUUUUGCUGUGGCUUUAGAUUUUAUUGCUGUAGAAUUUUAUUGAAGCACUAAAAAAUUGCUUUGGAUAUUUGGCUCUGCAGAGCACUUGUACAGCUGUAGGAUAUUUUAAGAGCUGUGGUUUCAAAAAAAAAUUUAAAGCUUGAUUGCUCUGAAUUUGGUGCUGUGGAAAUAAAUAGGGCUGUGGACAGCACCUACAGCAACUACCAAUCACCCCCUAUAUGUAUUCUGUUUUUAAUUGGUUGAUAUGAAAAGGAAAAUAAAACUAUACACAGUCGCAGAUGUUUGUGUGUUUUCCUCAACUUUAUGAGAGUUGGUGGUGCAUUUUGUUAACCAGUUAUCCGGUUAGGAAAAACCAACUGCUUCAUAUAACUCGGCAUUGACUUAAAACAUGUUUAUUGUAGGUUUCUUAGAUUGAGUUUCUUAGCGUAAUAUAAUAUACGGUUUCUUAGUUAUUAACUAAAAAAACUAAGAGACGUCUCUUAGAUAAGAAAUAUAAAAGACGUAUUUUAAUUUUUUUAAUUAAAAGCUAAGAGACUGUAUCUUAUACUACGCUAAAAGAUUCAACCAAAAAAAUCUUUAAUAAACAUGCUCUUAGUUCCUCUAUUGGUCGGUCAAUAUGGAAUGGCAACAGCAGACGCACAUGCAGGCCUGCCCCUGAAUAUUUUUGAUCCUGAAGCAAACAAAGUUACAAACAUUACGGACUUUUUUUUUAAUAAAACAAACAUAACAUUACGGACUUAUCAUUAUAUAAUAUUAAAAAAAAACAAUAAGAAAACAAAACAAAAGUUAUAAAUCUCCGAAUCCUCCACCGACAGUAAACCAAACUCAAGCACAAAUCAACUGAGCUAUUGAAUAAUCUGGGAGAUAGUGGACCGACAAAUAAUUAUCUAUUCAGGGCUGCAGCCGCAUCGUUCUCCGGCUUAUCCUAGACCGGCAUUGCACACAAGGAUAAUUGUUAGAGCUGAUACUCUUGCAAGUAUUGGUCAGUCUUCCUUUUUUGUCCAGAUUAAUAAUACUUUCGAGUUCUGAAUCUUCCUGAUACAAUACAAAGACGACAGACUUUUCUACUUAUAUAUAGUGUGAAAGACUUUAAGCCAUUAAUCCCCACAAGUCGGUGGACCCGCACAUAUAUGGCUCACACACUACGUUAAAAGACUACUCAGCAGCUGGGUCAACUUUCAACCAAUCUAGCGAACGUUAAUUUAAUAAUGAUAACAGUAAUAAAAAUCUAAAACUUAUUGACUGUCAUACAAAAGUAUACAAAAUUACAAAUGUAUUCAUUUACUAUAUGUUUAAUGGGUCAGAGACAGUUGGAGUUGGAUCGUAGGUUUAAUGAAGAGGAACGUUACAAACAUAUUAAAGUGAGCCAACUACAAACAUUAGUUUAUUAUUAUCUUUUACCUAAGUAAAUCUCUUUUUUAGUUUGUUCAAAUUUGACCCGAACAAACUACAUUUUAUCUAGAACUUGGGUUAUAAUGUGAUGACUGAACAAAAAGUCAUGGAACCAUUUUUAAUUCGUAAACAAUAUUAAAAAUGAAUUAAUUAGUGGAACAGAUGCUUAAUGAGAAAUUGUUAGGUUAGAAAGUUAAAGUACUUCUUUAAAAUCGUAAGGUCCCACUGAAUAUAUGCUUCAAGUUUGAGAAUUUUUUUUGACGAGAUAGUAAUUGUUAUUGUUAUAUUUAAUCACUAUUUAAUCUGUCCUUAGUCCAAUAAGAGUGGCUAUGACUUGUU